AUGGCCCCGCGCAAGAAUGCCAAGGGCGGCGGCGGCAACAGCAGCAGCAGCAGCAGUUCCAGCAGCCCGAGCAGCUGCACCAGCGGCGGCAGCAGCAGCCCCGGGGCCCGGAAAGAGACAAAGCAUGGAGGACACAAGAAUGGGAGGAAAGGAGGACUUUCUGGAAGUUCGUUUUUCACGUGGUUUAUGGUCAUUGCAUUGCUCGGAGUCUGGACAUCGGUAGCUGUGGUCUGGUUUGAUCUUGUUGAUUACGAGGAAGUGCUAGCCAAAGCAAAGGACUUCCGUUAUAACUUAUCAGAGGUACUUCAAGGAAAACUGGGAAUCUAUGAUGCUGAUGGUGAUGGAGAUUUUGAUGUAGAUGAUGCCAAAGUUUUAUUAGGCUUUAAAGAAAGAUCUGCUUCAAAGCCAACAGUCCCACCAGAAGAGGCUGAGCCGUACCCUUGGCUGGAGGAUCAGGUUCUGGAGGGGCCAGGGCCUCAGAAUAUUGAGGAUGAAGUGCAAGGACAAGUUCAGUCACUUCUUGACGAAACGGUGUGCGCAGAACAUGGAGAGGACCUGCACCAAGAACAGGAUGAACCAGCAGGAGACCUACAGCCCAAAGAUGGUAUCUUUGCAGGAAGUGAUACAGAUGACAGAUAUGAACCUGUGGGGACUGGAGCAGUGCAUGAAGAAACUGAAGAUAGCUACCAUGUAGAAGAGACAGCUUCACCAGCCUACAGUCAGGAUAUGGAAGACAUGAUAUAUGAACAGGAAAAUCCAGGUUCCAGUGAACCAGUGGUAGAUGAUGCUGGAAGAAUGUAUCAGGAAGCAGAUGACAUCACCUACCAAGAGUAUGAUGAGCAAGAUAAUGCUGUAGAUGACUCAAACACAAUUUUAGAAGAGGUGCACGUGCCCCCUGCAGAGGAACAGCGAGAAGUACCACCAGAAACAAAUAAGAAAACAGAUGAUCCGGAAAAAAAAGAAAAAGUGAAGAAAAAGAAGCCUAAACUAUUAAAUAAAUUUGAUAAGACUAUUAAAGCUGAACUCGAUGCUGCAGAGAAACUCCGUAAACGGGGAAGAAUUGAGGAAGCAGUGCAUGCGUUUGAAGAACUGGUUCGGAAGUACCCUCAGAGUCCAGGAGCGCGAUAUGGGAAAGCAAAGUGUGAAGAUGAUUUGGCUGAGAAAAGGAGGAGCAAUGAGGUUCUGCGCAGGGCCAUCCAAACCUACCAAGAGGCGGCCAGCCUGCCUGACGUCCCCGCAGACCUGGUGAAGCUGAGCUUGAGGCGGCGGUCAGACAGACAGCAAUUUCUAGGUCACAUGAGGGGUUCCCUGCUUACUCUGCAGAAAUUAGUUCAACUAUUUCCUGAUGAUGCUUCCUUAAAGAAUGACCUUGGAGUGGGGUACCUCUUGAUAGGAGAUAAUGAUAGCGCCAAGAAGGUUUAUGAAGAGGUUCUAAAUGUGACGCCUAAUGACGGUUUUGCUAAAGUGCAUUAUGGCUUUAUUCUGAAGGCACAGAACAAGAUUGCUGAGAGCAUCCCUUAUCUCAAGGAAGGAAUAGAAUCUGGGGAUCCUGGCACUGAUGAUGGGCGAUUUUAUUUCCACCUGGGGGAUGCCAUGCAAAGAGUUGGAAACAAAGAGGCAUAUAAGUGGUACGAGCUUGGGCACCAGAGGGGCCACUUUGCAUCUGUGUGGCAGCGCUCACUCUACAACGUUCAUGGACUGAAAGCCCAGCCGUGGUGGACCCCCAAGGAAACGGGCUACACAGAAUUAGUGAAGUCCUUAGAAAGAAACUGGAAGUUAAUCCGAGAUGAAGGCCUUGCAGUGAUGGAUAGAGCCCAGGGCCUGUUUCUGCCUGAAGAUGAGAACCUGAGGGAAAAGGGUGACUGGAGCCAGUUUACACUGUGGCAGCAAGGAAGGAAAAAUGAAAAUGCCUGUAAAGGAGCUCGUAAAACCUGUUCUUUACUAGAUAAAUUCCCCGAGACGACAGGAUGCAGAAGAGGACAGAUCAAAUAUUCUGUCAUGCACCCGGGAACCCACGUGUGGCCGCACACGGGACCCACGAACUGCAGGCUCCGAAUGCACCUGGGCUUGGUGAUUCCCAAGGAAGGCUGCAAGAUCCGAUGUGCCAACGAGACCAAGACAUGGGAAGAAGGCAAGGUGCUCAUCUUUGAUGACUCCUUUGAGCAUGAGGUGUGGCAGGAUGCCACGUCUUUCCGGCUGAUCUUCAUCGUGGAUGUGUGGCACCCCGAGCUGACACCCCAUCAGAGACGCAGCCUUCCUGCGAUUUAG
This is a messenger RNA of Lipotes vexillifer (Yangtze River dolphin), 2268 nucleotides long. It is a transcript of the gene ASPH, whose product is annotated as aspartate beta-hydroxylase. Bases 1 to 2268 code for a protein of 755 amino acids. Gene Ontology annotation, cellular component: membrane; endoplasmic reticulum. NCBI's taxonomy places the organism in Eukaryota, Metazoa, Chordata, Mammalia, Artiodactyla, Lipotidae. The transcript has 25 exons. The record is from RefSeq and is a predicted model, not a curated record. Gene Ontology annotation, molecular function: peptidyl-aspartic acid 3-dioxygenase activity; protein binding. Gene Ontology annotation, biological process: peptidyl-aspartic acid hydroxylation.